AUGGCGACGCCUCUCGUGCCGGCGCCGCCGUACAUGUUGGGCCAGCGCCCGACCCGCGCGCCCAUCGACUGCUCGUGCGUCCCGUCGUUCCGCCACGUGCCGUUCGUGCGCAUCAGCGCGCGCGUCGACAGCGGCGUCAAAGUCCGCAAGCAGCUGCGCAAGUACCUCAAGGCCGCGUCGGCCACGCAGCAGAUGGUCGCGCAGACGCACUUGAGCGACGCCUGUCUGCCGGCGCUGCAGCCGCAAGAGGUCGCGCAGUCGUGUUUCCAGGACUUUUUCGCGCAGAUGCGCACGUACAGCCACGUGUUGGGCACGAAGCACUUGGCGGCCAGUAAGGCGUACAUGGACAUGACGAAGCCGCUCGAGGACUCGGGCAAGUCGCGGCGCUGGGCGAAGGACGUGUACAACUUUGUCCAGCGCUGCGUCGCGGACGUGCAGGGGGCCGAGAAGAAGAUGGACAAGGCGAGAGGCCGCGUCACGCGCGCGGCAGACGAGCUUGCGCACUGGCGAGCAGUGCUCGCUGCCAAUGAAGCCACGUACCAAGUGCAGCCGACGAAUCCGGAAGUGAAGAAGGCGUUCCAAGUCGCGCAGUGCCGCUUUUCGAGCGCCGUUGCGGAAGACGAAGCGGCUGGGGUAGAGUACGACGACGCACGUAGUGCGUUGAUACGGGCCAUUGCAAGGCGCGAUGAAGUGGUGGAGGAAGCGACGGACUUGUCGCAGAGCGUGGAGGAAGACCGACUGGAUACGCUGUUGAUUGUCAUUGGACAGUUUGUCGAGACGAAAGUCGCGAUUCUGCAGGCAGAGAUUGAAGUCAUGACGGAUCUGCAAAACACGCUCAAGGCAAUGGACCGCAACUCUGUCGUACAGCAGUACAUUGUCGACAGCAUGGCACCAGAGUUGACGCACCGCCAUGCAAAGGCUUUGAGUGUGAUGGAAUGGCAUCGUGUGUCGUGGCGCAACGAACACCAGUUGCGGCAGUCAGCUGAGCCAGGUAGCUGCUUGACAGGUUCGCGCUCGUCUAAAGAACUCGCAAAGCUCAAGACUUUGGGCGUGUCUGAGAAGGACGUCGAGAUUAUCAAGGACUUUGUCUCCAGUUGCUUUAUCGAGCCAGAGGCAGCUCUCGUUUCUCAUGCUGCACAAGCUUCUUCCGGUACUAGUUCAUCACUGAAACACCGCAGCAAGUUCACAGAUGCGUCAGCUUCAGGCACGCAGUCAGUGUAUCGCCUUGGGGUCGUGCGACGCAUUAUUUUAGACUGCCUUCGACACCAGCGAGUGCACGACCGCGAGCUCUCACGCGACGGAUUUUCUCGACUCGCCGCAGCGUUGCGUUUUCUGUUGGAUGCUUGUGUUGCACAGCAUGACACGCGUACGACCAUGCACCUCAUGAAUAUGCUGCAGACCUUUUACCGCAAGACGAGCAAGGAUGGCCAGGAGUAUCUGCAUGCAGCGCUGAAAGACCACGGGGCGUGGCGCGUGGGUAUGUUUUGGGGCGAUGCGUUGUUGGAAAGUGUGGCGGAGGAGCUCAACAAGGCGCCGAUGGACACGCCAUGGUAUUAUUUGGCCGAUGCUGAACGCGCACAAAAGGUAUUGGACGUGCACAACGUCAUCUAUGGGCAGGCUUCGGCUUACCUAUAUCAUCUUUCCAGCUUUGGCUUCUCUCGACGACAGCUUCUUCAGUACGCGCACAGCGUGUGCUUUGCAUACGAACUGGGCGAAGAGCAGCGCAUCAGUAUAUACUCAUCAGUUCGGAGCAUGGUUCUGGACCGGUCACAAGAGGAUGAGUACGAGGAGAAGCGACAAGAGCCGAUGGAAUAUGACGACGACGACUGGCAACAUACUUUUGAACGUGAUGGUCGGCAGCCUGACCGUAGCAGUAGUAGUCGGGUCCCCGCUAAACGAACUGCCGAUGUGCAGUUCCCCCCGACAUCAUUCACUCUGCCGGACUGGCCGUCGUUCUCAAGUGAUGGUGGAAGUAGUGAUGCUGAUUUCGACGGCAAUGUGUCAAAGUUUGGUCGCAAACGUAGAGAAUCGAGCGCGUCGACUGCCACGACGAUAAUGGAGGGAUCAAUGACGGCAUCGUACGCUGGCAGUGUGCGUGAUUUUGAGGAAAUGAAAACGAUCGCGUCUACAGUCGUUGGCGAGAACGGUGACGAAUCAUGGGAGAAUUUGUUCGGGACAUCCGGUACUUCGACAGAAGACGAAUCGGGCCAUCGUUUGGGCAUUGGCGAAGACACGUCGGAGUCCAGCGAGAGGCAAAAGGAUAAGGUAACGAAGCGUCGCAAGAACUUGAACUCGCGCAAGUUUAACGACCAAUUACGGCUGGCGCGCACCAUACCUCUAAGUCUUCGCAUCCAUGAGGAGGAGGAAGAGGGCGUGGCGGCAUCCACUGCAGCAACGGCAGUACAUGUACCCGCAAGGAUGGAGUCUAGACAGCCACCACUACCGCCUGGCCGUCCGCCGACCUCUGCGGGUCCUUUGCUACGACACCGUUCAAGCGACAACGUCUUCAUGACUGCUCGAAUAGAGGCUGGCGAUCUGCCACCUACACAUGGGACGCACUCGCACGUUUCGAGGCACGAAUCCGGCCUAGCUACGGACGAGAGCGGAGGUGCAAAGUCGGAACGAAGGCGACAUCGGAAAUUGCACAAGGCGCGGUCUGUUGCGAGCAUUGACACGUCCGUGUUGAGAGCUGAGACCGAGCAGGCGAUCAAUGCAAGUCGCAAUACCGUCGAUCCUACACACCAGAUCAAGAUGAUGGCGGCGCGGAUGAAAUCGAGGCGGAAAGAGAACUCGGACGGCAAGAUUGAUUUCGUGGCGUUUCCCCGCACCGGAAGUGACGCUACUGGGGCAACGUCGUUGUCUCCGGCAGCAGUAUCGUACGACUUUCCAUCCGCGCCAAAGAAGGUACCAAAAACGCUCUCAGGUGUCGCAGCUCUGCGCGCCCGCUUUGAGCACAAAUGA
Messenger RNA from Hyaloperonospora brassicae, 2961 nucleotides. Lineage: Eukaryota; Oomycota; Peronosporomycetes; Peronosporales; Peronosporaceae. The record is from the annotation of a GenBank genome assembly.